Mya arenaria is the source of this 742-nucleotide messenger RNA. RefSeq names its product translocon-associated protein subunit delta-like. The record is from RefSeq and is a predicted model, not a curated record. The transcript is spliced from 6 exons. The coding region runs from base 68 to 595 and encodes 175 amino acids. Gene Ontology annotation, cellular component: endomembrane system; endoplasmic reticulum; membrane. NCBI's taxonomy places the organism in Eukaryota, Metazoa, Mollusca, Bivalvia, Myida, Myidae.
GCCGUGUUAACACGAUAACUUUUCGGAUUACUCGAACCUUUUCCUUGACGUGGACAAAAAAAGAAAGAUGAUAGUCGCCGGCAAAACAAUUUUUGCUUUUAUGCUUGUCAUUGCGCCAUUCAUGGUGCUGGCUGAUGUAUGUACGAGCCCAUCAGUGAAGUCGAGCACAUACACCACUUCAGAAGCAAGCAGUUCUACCAACACAGUGUUUAUUGUCCAGUUUUCGCUGUCCUGCAAGAAUGGUGCCAAGGAUUUGACCCUGUAUGCAGAUAUCAACGGAAAAACCGUUCCUGUGACAAGGAGUGCAGAAAAUGAAAAAUAUCCAUAUCAGGUGAGCUUCAGCGAUGAGAACAAGAACCUCCCAUCUGGAUCAUAUGAUGUCAAGUUUUAUGAUGAAGAUGGAUUCUCCAACUUGAGAAAGGCCCAGAGAAGCAGUGAGGGCACAUCAUCUGUCAAGUCUAUCUUCUCCAUCAACGUCAGCCACUCUGGUGUAUGGAAGGGCCCACUGGUACCCAGCGAACUUGUAGCCACUGCUACAGCAGUCCUUGUCUGGUUCCUGGCUUACUCUGCAAGAAAUAGCCUGCAGUCUUCUUGAAAAGCAAACCAUCUUUAGUGACAUUUAAUUAAAUAAUUUUAGGCCAUCUUUAAAAAGAAUUGUUUGCAAUGGCUCAAACUCAAAGGGUUGAAUAUGCAAAACCUGUUUACAAAUUUUAUUUAAAACAUUAAAUAUGUAAAUAAAAUA